Molecule: messenger RNA, 693 nt
Organism: Penicillium longicatenatum
Lineage: Eukaryota; Fungi; Ascomycota; Eurotiomycetes; Eurotiales; Aspergillaceae
Product: glutathione S-transferase family protein
Exons: 5
Coding region: 1-693 (230 amino acids)
Source: RefSeq, a predicted model, not a curated record
AUGACUACUAGUCUGAAGCCCAUAAAGAUAUGGUGGAGAGAUCACGUUCCGAAUCCCUCCAAGGUGCUCAUCAUUCUAGAAGAGCUUGAUCUUCCUUAUGAAAGCUCAUACGUUGAGCUGGACGAGUUCAAAAAGCCUCCUCUCACUGAUUUGAAUCCGAAUGGACGGAUCCCAGUCAUUAUUGAUCCUAACACGAACCUAACACUCUGGGAAAGUGGUGCAAUUAUCCAGUACCUGAUUGACACCUACGACAAGGACAACAAGCUUAACUAUAAUACUUUCCCCGAAAAGUAUCAUUUGAUCCAGUGGGCGCUUUUUCAGGCAUCAGGUCAGGGGCCAUAUUUUGGACAAGCAGCAUGGUUUAAUAUCUUCCAUGAGAAUAUCUACAAGGAAUCCCCCGAGUCGGCUAAAGUCCGCUAUGGAUCGGAGGUAAAAAGAGUGGCCGGUGUCUUGAACACCACACUGACUGACAAAGAAUGGCUGGUGGGAGACAAAUGCACAUAUGCGGACUUGGCCUUUGUGAUGUGGAACUUUCAGAUCCCAUUCUUCAUGCAGAGUCGAACUGGCGAGCAUGGCUGGCGACCGGAGGAGUUUCCCCACUUCACUCGCUGGCAGAAUGCCAUGCUGGCGCGACCGUCUGUCGCCAAAGUUAUCUCCCUUUUGAACGAAAAGGAGGUGAAGAAAGGCGUGUAG